Molecule: messenger RNA, 361 nt
Organism: Racocetra fulgida
Lineage: Eukaryota; Fungi; Glomeromycota; Glomeromycetes; Diversisporales; Gigasporaceae
Source: the annotation of a GenBank genome assembly
GUCACCAUCAUCAUCAACGUCAUUACGAACAGCAGCGCCUCUGUUACCAUCAGCACGCCCGCCACCGCUUCCUCUUCCAUCAACAUGGCCAAAGCUUAAGAAAACAGUGCGCCCGGAACCCAAGAAGGUUGAAAAGGUUGAAGGUGAAACAAAUGAAUUUUUUAAAAAGAAAUCGCAGACACUUCUUCAAAAUCUAAAAGUAAUGUCAGAUGAUGGAAGGAACGAUAAUAAUGAACGUAAAGAAGUUAAAAUUGGUGAAAAACUAAUUGGUAAUGAUUGUGCAUCUUUAAAUGGUGAUAGUAUAACUAAUAAAGAUAUAAUCACACCUGUUACUAAUGAUAUCGGAGUUAUGAACAAUUAA